UGAGAAUUAGUGUGAAAGGCACGAGACGUGAAGGGAACAAUAAAUGAGAGAGAAGGGGUGAUGAGGCUCAUGAUAACCCUCAUGAUCGUCACGUCGUUUUUCAUUCGCUACUCCCAAAAAUCUCCCAGAAUUCCACGCUUCCUCCUCUUUCUCACUGACUCCCUUCUCUUUGCUUUUCUUUUUUGCCUUUGUCCUUUCUCUCUCUCUCUCUCUCUCUCUAAAUACCCUUCCUAGUCAACCUCACUUUGUCCCAUAUUAAACCAACACCCCUUAGCUUUCUCUCAUUCAUUUUCUCUCCCCCAUAUGCUUUGCUUGCUACUAGUGAGAGAGUGAUCAAUCCCCAUCUCUGAAUGUCUCAGACUCACUCACUAGUUUCAGCUUCAACUAACUACUCACUUUCAAGUAACAAUGGGCUCUACUUCACCCUUCGGUACUUCUUUCUUACCGUCCAUAUAUAAGCCUUCUCUACUUUUCAUUUCAACUAGCUAGGUAUUACCAUUUUCUAGGCCACGGGAAACCUUCACAUCACUCACUACCCUUUUUAUAUAUAUUCUCAACUUCAACUCCCAUUCUUCCACUCCACCAUUUCAAUUUCCAUUUCCAAAGCAGCAACCAAACACAAACCCAUCAAACCACUCCCACUUUUCCUUUCCAUUCCCCCUAAUUAUUGCACCGCCUUGUUUUUAGAUACUAUAUAUAGCUACUACCUUCAUUCUUCUGCUUAUUAGCCUUUUCCAUCUACAUUGCCCCAAACCCUAGCUAGCUUUUGGUCUUCAGUAAGUCAAUAAGAAGCCAGCAGCAAUGUGGAUGGUUGGUUACAAUGAAGGAGGCGAGUUCAACAUGGCUGAUUAUGGAUUCAAUGGGAGGAAACUCAGGCCUCUCAUGCCAAGGCCAGUGACAUCUCCUAACAACACUUCAAACACAAACUCUCCAUGCUUGAGCCGCAUUCAUCAUGGCAACAAUUUCUUUUCACAAUAUCACAAUCUGGCAUCAGUGGCAGAUCAGGGAAAGAGGGAGUUCAACCCUCCACCAGUAGUGGUGAGUUCAAGGUGGAAUCCAACCCCGGAGCAACUGAGAGCAUUGGAGGAAUUGUAUAGAAGAGGGACAAGAACACCAUCUGCGGAGCAAAUCCAACAAAUCACGGCACAGCUUAGGAGGUUUGGAAAAAUUGAAGGGAAGAAUGUUUUCUAUUGGUUUCAGAAUCACAAAGCAAGAGAAAGACAGAAACGCCGCCGUCAAAUGGAGUCAGCUGCUGAGGGUCAUCACACCCGUGACUUUGAUAGUACUCUUGAAAAGAAAGACUUAGGCGCAAGUAGGACAGUGUUUGAAGUUGAUCAGACCAAGAACUGGGCACCCUCUACAAACUGCAGUACUCUUGCAGAGGAAUCUGUUUCAAUACAAAGGGCAGCAAAAGCAGCGAUUGCAGAGUGUAGAACAGAUGGAUGGCUCCAAUUCGAUGAAGGAGAGUUACAACAUAGAAGAAACUUUAUGGAGAGGAAUGCCACGUGGCAUAUGAUGCAGUUAUCUUGUCCUCCCCCUCCUACAGUUUCACCCCACCUCAUAAACACAUCUCCUAUUACCUCUACUACUAGCAUGGCCACCGCAACCACAGUAACAGCAAGACUAAUGGACCCAAAGCUCAUUAAGACUCAUGAUCUCAGCUUCUUUACUUCACCUAACAGAGAAAACGGUAUUAUCCACUUAAGCAGUAUCAGCACCCAGGAUGAUAAUUCUGUGGAAUCUCAAACCCUUCAACUUUUUCCAACAAGGAACGCGGAUCGAAGCAGUGAUAACAUCAACCAGCAAAAAGAGACAGAGGUUUCGGUUUCAGCGAUGAAUGCACCCAGCCAGUUUUUUGAGUUCCUUCCAUUGAAGAACUGAAACUGAUUAGAAAAAGAAAAAACUUGCUGUGUAUGUAAAAUUAUGGGACUGCGUUUAGAUAUAGUAUUUUGUUAGAAAAUAGCACUGUUUUUAUUGUUAUUGAUGUUAUGUUUCAAGGAAUUGGUGCUGUAAUAGGACACUGAAUUUGAAUGAGGUAUUUUGCCUUAAAAUGCAUUUGGACUAUGUUGGUUGAAUCAAAAACAGUAUUUAAUUAAGUCUAAGGAGUUUAGUGUUUAUAUAUAUGCCUUGU
Messenger RNA from Glycine soja, 2131 nucleotides. Its product is annotated as WUSCHEL-related homeobox 1-like. The coding region runs from base 802 to 1881 and encodes 359 amino acids. NCBI's taxonomy places the organism in Eukaryota, Viridiplantae, Streptophyta, Magnoliopsida, Fabales, Fabaceae. Gene Ontology annotation, biological process: plant organ development. The transcript is spliced from 4 exons. Gene Ontology annotation, molecular function: DNA-binding transcription factor activity; DNA binding. The record is from RefSeq and is a predicted model, not a curated record.